GCAUACACUGGCAGAGCUGCUGACUGUGGUGGGUAGGACAGUAGCCCGUACAGCUGCCUGGGAUUUUUAAACUACUCCAUUAAAGUGUGGUAUCGGGGUGUGGACGAGAGUGACAGGCCACAAGUGUCAGACAACAAGACGAGCGGGAGCGAUAUUUGUUUUGUCAUUUUCUAAUUGAGUACUUACAGAGGAGAGAGAGGAUGGAGACCAAACUCUGGACUGCCCUUUGUGCGCUGCUGCUGCUGCUCAUUAACUUGGGAUCCGCUGACCACAUAAAACGUGUUCUUGGUGCUGGGCCGACUCCGGAGGCCACAACUGCAGCUGCCGUACCUACUUCUAGCCCGGUACCCACCAGACAUCCUGCACCAACACUAAAUGGCUCUGACACAAACCCAAGUUCCAGUGGCACCAGCAGUUUGAGCAGCAACACAACAACUACCUUCCAGACACCCGAACUAAAGAAAGAUAAUGACACCAGCACAGUCUCUCCCUCUGUGUCUGUUACUCCUGAAAACAAUGCAAACAAAACAAACAAUGCAAACAAAACAGAAGAGUCGUCAUCGUCGCAAAUUCUUCCUUCCGAGGGCCAGGCCACCACUUCUCACAUCCUCCCUACCACCACCACCACCACCACCACCACCGCCACAAGCCCCUCACAAACAGCUCACAAUAUCCCCGUAGACACACAGCCCACCAACACAUCAAACCAUCCUACAUCGCUACCUCCGGACUCCACCCCACCCUCAAAGCAGCCCACCCACCCCGCAGUACACUCAUCCACUACCACUGCCACCACUACCCCUACCAGCACCCAGUCCAAUUCAACGUCCAGCACCAGCUCCUCUCAAGAGCCCAACAAUUCUGAGUCGCACACACUCACAUCGCCACACACCUCACAGUCCGACGGACCGCAAGACCAACCAAAGUCCACCAUCGCCCCGCCGAGCGGGACCUCCACCCAGGCCAAAGCCCAUGCUGAUACCCCCUCCCAGCUCAACGUGGGGGGUGACACGACGAUGGUCCACGAGUCUCCCACGUUAGACCCUCUUCUGGCUGGCCUGGUGUCAGCCUUCAUCAUCACCGCUGUCAUCGUCACUCUGCUCCUCUUCCUCAAACUGCGCCGAAGAGACAACCGACCAGAGUUCCGCAGGCUGCAGGAUUUACCUAUGGAUGAUAUGAUGGAGGACACACCCUUGUCGAUGUACAGCUACUGAUGGAGGCAUGACUGAAAUAUUUGGCGCCCAAACACUCUCCUUCAAUCCAGGCUCAUGCCGCAGCGUUCGCCAUAAUUUGCAAACAAAGAAUCCUGGGUAGGUGUGAGCAAAUUUCUGGCUUGCUUUCAUUUAUCCAGAUCACUGACAUGUAGGAAAGGGCAUGAUUGCAGCUGAAGUGGACAAUGAAGACAUCACCCAAGAUGGGGUCCCUUUGGAAAAAGUCUAUUUUGAUGCCUGUAAUUACAAAUUAGGUCAGCGCCUCUGUUCAAUACUAUAUGCUUAAUAUUUUCCAGCCCAGCUUUUGGGGCUGUGUAAUAUAUUUUGAUUUCCCUUGAGAUGAAAAGCAUAGGUGUGAAGCACAAGGCAUCGUCAGUUGUACCCAUCAGUGUGAUGGUUUACACCUGGACACAGAUUCGGCCUGUCCUCCCAGACUCUGGUUUAAUUCCCUUAGUCCGCUAAUGUUGUAAAGUCCAGCAGACAAAAGGUCUAGCAGUCUGACUGAGAGGCCAGAGAAGAGAAAUGAAAGAAGAAAAAACAAAUGGCCUGAUUAUCGAGUUAAUGAGGUUGCACUUUACUUUUUCAGGAGUGGGGGAAAAAAAAAAAAAAGUGGACAAAUAUUUUGUGUGUGAGAAUAAGUUUGUGUGCGUACGUACAGUAAGUGCAGGCAUAAUAGUGUGUGUGUUUUAAGUGUGUGUGCAUGUGUGUGAGUAUGUUAAGAGUGCAUGUAUGGGUUUUUGGAGGCGAUAUUUAAAAAAAAAAAAAAAAAAAAAAA
Seriola dumerili (greater amberjack) is the source of this 1986-nucleotide messenger RNA. Its product is annotated as mucin-13-like. The transcript has 5 exons. Lineage: Eukaryota; Metazoa; Chordata; Actinopteri; Carangiformes; Carangidae. Bases 201 to 1214 code for a protein of 337 amino acids. The record is from RefSeq and is a predicted model, not a curated record.